This is a messenger RNA of Eucalyptus grandis, 813 nucleotides long. RefSeq names its product coiled-coil domain-containing protein 12-like. The record is from RefSeq and is a predicted model, not a curated record. NCBI's taxonomy places the organism in Eukaryota, Viridiplantae, Streptophyta, Magnoliopsida, Myrtales, Myrtaceae. Bases 165 to 653 code for a protein of 162 amino acids. The transcript has 5 exons. Gene Ontology annotation, cellular component: post-mRNA release spliceosomal complex; U2-type spliceosomal complex.
CGAAACGCUGAUGAGAGGAGAAGCUCCGGGAAAGAGGUCUGGUGAAUUCCUUCCGCCUGCUCCAGCGCCCCGGAACCUCCAUACCCCCACCUGGGACAACCAUCCACUGUCGCGAAGCAUCGGAACCUUCCCCCUUCGUCCUCUCGAAACCCAAGGUGAGGGAGAUGGGUGAGGAAGAUGACUCGAUCGAGCAAGCCGUCGCCGCGAGGAGAGAGAGGCUGAGAGCUCUCAGAGCUGCUCAGGAGCUGCUUAAUGCUCCCAGCGAGGAUUCUGCUGCUCAGGCUGAUGGUAAGUCGGAUGGCGAGAAUGAGAAUGAUGAGAAUGAUGAGGAUGACGCCCAAGAGGAAAACCCUAGCAUGAAAUUCCGAAACUAUGUUCCUCAUGAUAAGCAACUUCAGGAGGGAAAGGUUGCACCACCUGUUCUACCAAAAUUUGAAGAUCCUGUUGCAACAGAACCUCCUCCAGCUGAAAAGAAGGACCCAUUUAUAAACAUUGCUCCCAAAAAACCUAACUGGGACUUAAGGAGAGAUGUCCAGAAGAAGCUCGAUAAGCUUGAAAGACGCACACAGAAGGCAAUGUAUAAGAUUGUUCAGGAGCAGGAGAAGCAAAAGGAGAAGGCUGAAGAAGAUGGUGAAAACGGAGCUAGCGAAUAGUUAAAUUUUCGAUGCUUUCGUGCUAAAAUGAGAUCAAAAUGUUAAGUCCAGAAAGAUCUUAGGGAAGGUGAAACCUCGUUGGCUGUGUAACCUACGAAGAACUGGAUGGGGGGAGCUGAUACUCCUUACUACCCUCUGUUACAUGGGCUGGCUUUCUUUC